AUGAUGUUAUCAAUAAAUGAAAAUGAAUUCUAUAUUCAAAUACAAUCAAUAAUUAUUUAUUUAUUAUCAACAAUAUUUGUUACACUUAUUAUUUCUAUAGGACUUGUUACAUCAACACAAAUAUCAGGUUAUCAUUUACAAAAUGUUUAUUUUUUAGUUAAUAAAAAUAGUUGUACAUGUGAUUGUUGGGAUGGAUUUUUUCGUGGUAAACAUUCACGUGGUGGUUAUAAAAUAUUUUAUUUUAAUUAUGAACAACAAAUAAUUAUUAUAUUAUGUCUUAUAAUUUUUUAUAUUGAACUUUUACGUCAAUAUAUAAUAAAAAUAAUAUUUAAUAAACAAUUUAUAUUAUUAUUAUUAAUACCAGGAAUUUAUUCAAAUUUUUAUGGUAUAUGGUCAAUUAUUAAUUAUAUAAAUGAUGGUGAUUAUUAUCGAAUGUUAAAAUCACAAAUAUAUUUUUCAUUAACAGAACUUAUUGUUACAUAUAUAUUUUAUCAAUGUUUAAUUAUAAAAAAUAAAAAACAUAUAUCAAUAUGGUUUAUUUAUAUAUUAGGUAUAAUAUCAUUUUUACAUGUUAUUAUUGCUUUUGGUGAAUUAAAUUCUGAUGAAAUAGGAAGAAAUUUUGCACUUAUUUUAUCAGAUUUAAUAAAUCUUUUUUGGAUUAUAAUAAUAUUUAUUAAAAAUUCUCGUUUAAGACCAAAUAAACAAACAAUAUGUAUAUCAUUAUGUAUUACUUUAUGUUUAUGGUUAUUUUAUCAUAUUGUUUGUCAAUUUCGUGAAUAA
This is a messenger RNA of Rotaria sp. Silwood1, 780 nucleotides long. The record is from the annotation of a GenBank genome assembly. NCBI's taxonomy places the organism in Eukaryota, Metazoa, Rotifera, Eurotatoria, Philodinida, Philodinidae.